Molecule: messenger RNA, 3360 nt
Organism: Etheostoma cragini (Arkansas darter)
Lineage: Eukaryota; Metazoa; Chordata; Actinopteri; Perciformes; Percidae
Gene: cnr2
Product: cannabinoid receptor 2
Exons: 3
Coding region: 304-1440 (378 amino acids)
Biological process (GO): cannabinoid signaling pathway
Cellular component (GO): membrane
Molecular function (GO): cannabinoid receptor activity
Source: RefSeq, a predicted model, not a curated record
AAAUUCAGUCAUUUUUCUUGAGAAGUGGUUUAUGGCUUGCUUUAAACCACGGCUCCUUGCCACUAUUUCCUUCAAUAUCAGCCCCAGCAGAUUCUGUAAUGAUUAUUGUCUGUUUGCCCUGAUCUCUAAACGACUUUCUGUCUUCCCCCUAAAUGGUAAUGUUCCUUUUAAGCACCAAUUUCAAUAUUUACAUAGAGAGGAAAAGACAUAACGGUAACAUAACUCUAUUUGUUUCUCCACAGGAAGUUGCUCGUUUCAUCCGCUUAAUGUAAACCAGUGUUGGCCCAAGCAGUGACAGUUGAAAUGGAGGAAUGGGAGAUCAAAGAAGCUAAAGAGAACACCUCAUCAUCAAUAGUUAACAGGUCUUGUGAGAAUCUGGAAUGCUACAUGGUUCUCACCAAGGCAGAGAAGACAGCCAUCGGCUCCAUCUGUUUCCUGGCAGGUCCUAUCACACUGCUGGAAAAUGCUCUUGUGUUGGGAGUGAUCACUGCCACAGCCUCCCUUCGCCAGCGGCCUUCAUACCUGUUCAUUGCCAGCCUUGCUUUGGCUGAUGUCUUCGCCAGCUGCUUCUUCACCACCAGCUUCCUGGAUUUUCACCUCUUUCGCCGCAGUGAUGGUCCUACUGCCUACCUCUUCAAAUUAGGUGGUGUCACCAUGGCCUUUACCAGCUCUGUGGGGAGUUUACUGCUGACCGCUCUGGACCGCUACCUCUGCAUCCACCAGGCCUCCAGCUAUAAGGUGCUGCUUACCCGUCGGCGAGCCCUGCUGAGUCUGCUCAGCCUCUGGAGCGCCACCAUCUUCAUCUCCUUCUUGCCUUUGAUGGGCUGGAGGUGUCCCACAGUGCUUUCUCCACAAUGCUCACACCUGUUUCCCUACAUCAACCAGGGUUAUCUGGCAUGUUGGACAAGCUUCAUAUUGGUUCUUCUGGCUCUCAUUUUGUGGGCUUAUGUUCUCAUCCUGUGGAAAGCCCACCGCCAUGUGUCCUCUAUGACCAGCCUCCAGGGAGCAGCAGGGACAGGCCAGGCCUGCAUGAGGAUGGAUAUCCGGCUAGCACGUACAUUUGGCCUGAUCCUACUAAUACUGGUGGGCUGCUGGCUUCCUGCACUCUCCUUCAUGUUAGCUGAUGUCUCUGUACUCCUGACCCACACCCAACAGAGGGCCUUCGCCUUUUGCAGCACCCUAUGCCUGGUCAACUCUGCAGUCAACCCACUACUGUAUGCACUGCGCUGUCGAGAGCUGAGAGUUGCUCUGCUGCAGUUGCUACAAAGGCUGUGUGAGACUGGGAGGUGUACAAAAACUACAGAUGAUUUAACCACAGAAUUACCCUCCACAGAAGAUAACUGUACUGCCUUCACCGAGAAUGAUGAGUUGCCCAGGAUCAGAACCACCCGACUCAACUCAAUCUCUGAAAUAGUGAAAUGCUCAGAAGCUGAACUUUAGAGAGUGAGUUUGAAUUAAAGAGUAGCUGUACCGAUGGAUAAGCGUCUGGCAGUGUGCUUGGUGUGUAAAAGCAAACCACAGAGAACUUCACUGUAGAUUAAGAAUGAAAUCUUCAAUAGUCAACACACAGUAUGAGCAGGGAUCAUUCCAUCACAUUGUUAGUGCUGGCAAAUAAUUUAAGGCUAUUAUGUGAAAGGCUAUCAAACGAUAACUCUUCAAUAUUGUGAUAACAAGUGUUCCAGAAGAUCAGAAAGUCUAUUAAAUGUGGGAAAAUGUCCUACAUAAUGUGUUUUACUUGCAGUAAGAAGAUACACUGGAAAGGCAGCUUGUAAGUAGAAAACAUUCACCGAAAUAUUUUGUCAUCAUAACACAUUACGUGAAUCAUAGUCUCCCAUUGCCAGACCUAUCUCCACAGGAACUUAAAUCCUCACAAUAAGUAUAUAACCAAUUCCAUUGGCAUUAAAGCCUCUCGUGUCCAGGUCAGACAAAAGGUUCAGUGCAUGGAAGUGAGAUGAUCUCAUGUGGCCAUCUAACUUGUAACCUUUUGACCUCUCUGCCUCCCAUGUCAGUGCUUUAACACUCUCACUCCUAUGACACUGUGUCCCACGAACUGAAGUGCUGACUUAAUUUCUGAUUUCACCUCAUGGCAGAAAGGUGGGUUUGUUGUUUGUGUGUUUUAUGUUUGAGUAUUUGUCCCUGAACAUGUAGGAACAGAGGGCCCUCUGGGUUGCCUAUGCCAUCUGCACAUGAAUGCCCGGACUUUACAAAAGCUCUAUGCACGGGAGGAUUUCACACAAUGUUCACUGCAUGAAUCCAAGCAGUGUCCCGAGGUGAAUGGAGCACAUGCCAGGAAGAGAACGAGUACAGACACUAGAACACUCUUUGCAAUAGGGACAACUGCCGGCUGCAGUAAAUCACAUAUUGACAUCCACUUAAACUCACAGGUGCACACGCUUGACAGAACUCAUGUUCCAAAUGCUAACUCAGCUGAUUGAAAAAUAAUACUUAAUCCUAAUCUAUUUUGACUCAUUAUAUGUUUCUUUUUAAGCAAAUUCAAAAAGGAUAUCUUACUCAUCUGCCAUCCUUAAUCACUGUCAAGUGACCAAACAAAUCAGCAGCCUGCAAAAAAGUGUAAGGUUCUUCUCUUCUGGGUGAGUCUUUGCUGUCAUAGGUGACUUGCUGGAUCCUGGGUCUGCCUUACCAAAAAGUCAGCUAGAAAAUACAUAUUUCUUUGGAGACAAGAGAUGGAAGAAGGGGGAACUGAGAACAGAACUAUGUAGAGGAUGAUUAGUUAGUUUAUUAUUGGGUUUAAUAAAACAGACUUGCAAUAAAUUCUACAUUUAUAAAGGUUUAAUGUACAGAUCUUUGUUGAAACUGUUGAUACUGUGAGGAGGCAUUUGCAUUGGUUUUUAUACCCCAAUUAUAUGAAUUACCUCUCAGUAUGAAGCAUUACAAAUAAGAAGAAUACAGUAGAUAGCUCAGUGGAUGUGUCUGGCAAUGCGAGACUAGCUCAGUGGAAAAUCAAGAAUAUGAUUGUUCAUUUUCUUUUACUGCUUUUACGAGGAGAUGCUUGAUCGCACUUUAAUUGAUAUUGCUGAAUACUAAAUAGCUACUCUAGUUGCAAGCUACAUUCUGCAUAACAGUUCUGUGGCUGCGUGUUUACUUUCUUGAGGUUAUUUCAUAACAUUAUAACUGCAUAAGACUUUGUUUGUAUUUACCUACAGUAAUUUUUGUAUGCAUUAACAAGCCACAACCUUCCUGUUAAAAGAAUUUCAAUCCUGUUGAUACAGUGAUUAUCACGUUUUUUUUUCUCCAAUCAACAGAGUUCUGUGUUCAGGAAACGUCAUGGACAUGCAACAAAUGGUCAAAGCCAGAUGAACACAGCCGUAGAGACUGAAACAAAUAUAAUCACAAAACAAU